AUGGUCCCAGAUGCAUCACGGUUUCUCGCCCAGUCCCAGUCGAGAUUUUCGAACUUUGCCGGCCAACAGCAAACCUCGGACCCCAGUGAACACGACCGCAGUAAUUCUAUCCAACGCGACUGGACAUCCCGCCGCGACCGAGCCUCCAAUAGAUCCUACCUUGCCGCCCGAGGGAACCCUUAUCAGCAGACCGGCACAGGUUCACGUUUCGGCAAUCUCGCAUUCGCCUCGCGAAUAUCGGCCGCACAAGAUGCACCCUUAUUUCACAGCACAGUCGAUGAGUUCCACGAGGACGAUGAGCAGGAGCGGGAUCGAGAAACGGCCGACAUGUAUGCGCUCCAGCGAUCCCGGAGAGUUGCGGCGGCCAGCCAACUUGCACAGAGCGUUGAGUCGGCCGAGGAUAGUCGAGGCUCUCUAGACGCGAGUGCAGAGGAUGAUCAUCCCUAUUCCAGUCGAGCUGGGCGAGGCAUCAAGAGUAGCUGGAACGGGACGAGGAGCACCCACAGGCCCGGGAUGGGCAAGGAUGCUGUCUUAGAAGAGGAGGACGAGGAAGUCGACCAGCUCCGGGCGCAUGGUGAUGAGUCCCGAGAGAACAGUCUGGACAGCAAGGGCAAGAUGGUCGAUGUUGGGCUAGAGUCUCAAAUCGAGGUCGACGACGACCCGCCGGAAUCGCUGUUCGGAGCACCAACGGAAGAAAGCCCGCCAGCCUUUCAAAAGUUCAAGGGAGAUGCGGAACGCGCGCCAUUCUUGCACAGGACGGAAGAUGACGAGCGAAGCGCCGUAUCGAGGCUGUCCGCAGACGACGAACAACCCAUGAACCCGCAGACAAAUGCCACUCCCGAGGGCGAGGUCUUCCACCACGACCCCUUCUUCGCCUGGAUCUUCUUGAUCGCACUCGCCUCCAUGUUUUCGACGUUUGUGUUGGUCUGGCUCAACACGUCGCCUACGAAAAGCCCAGUCGGCGAUACCAUCUACACGACCCUGCAAAGGUCUUUCAACAUGCUUGCGGUGGAUACAGUUGUGUCGAUAAUGGUAUCCUUUUUGUGGCUGGCCGCCCUGCGCUCAUUUGUGCGGCCGCUGGUCAACAUGAUUAUCAUUGCGGUGCCGGUUAUUCUGUUAUCGUUCUCCCUAUACUCAUUCGUAUCUUCGUUUAAAGGGCGGACACAUGGUGCCAGCUUCCAGGAUCUCCUGAUGCGCUGGCUGUCGCUAGCGCCAGCGGCAGGCUGCGUGCUGUGGCUAUACCUGGUGGUGAGGGGUCGGCAGGCCAUCCAGCAAGCGAUAGAGAUCCUGCAAUUCUCCGGCAAAAUCUUGGCCCAAAACUCUGGACUCCUCGCGGUGGGCUUUGGGUGUCUGGCCCUCAUCGUUCUGUGGACUUGGGCGUGGCUGGGCAUGUUCACGCGAGUCUUCAUGGGCGGCUAUUUUUCCAAGAGUCUUGUUCGCUUCGUGAUCCGGUUCUCGAGCUGGUGGCUGGGCGCAGCCUUUAUUUUCAUGUACAUGUGGACGAUCUCGGUGAUCAAUUCUGUCCACCGGGCCGUCACGGCGGCCACUGUUUCUCAGUGGUACUUUCACCGCAACGCAGGUCCGGCUACGCCUUCGCGGGAGAUUGUGGGAGCAGCCAUGGUCCAUGCGGUGACAACCAUCUUCGGUAGCAUCUGCGAGUCUACGCUGUUGGCGCUGCUCAUCCGCGCGCCACUGAUCUUUCUGCCCAGAAGGCUUGGGGGUCUGAUCACGAACAUGGCUUCAUUCUGGGUACCUACGCCCAUCAUUGCGCUAACUAAUCCGUUGACCGUCACUUAUGGUGCGAUUCACUCGCAUAACCUGUCCAAGUCGGCUCGUGGCCUCGAACAGAUGGAAGUCAUCUCUCCCGCCAUCCCCACGACGACACUCACGCCACGCGCACUGGCCAUUGGACGGUCAAACGGGCUCUUGCCGUACCGGCUGGCAAAGUUACUCCUCGUCGCAACCCGCUUGAUCAUGGCAACGGCUCUCGGCUUUGCAGGCUGGGUCAUCACUGCCAAGCAGCUCCGUAUCGAGAUGCCCGAAGGUACCGGCAUCCGAGGCUCAGCGUACGCUUACGUCGUGGGCAUCAUGGCCAGUUUCAUCGGUUACUCGAUCCUCGGUGCUAUGGAGGGGAUCCUCAGUGGGAUCGUGGACGCGGUGCUGAUCUGCUACGGGAGUGAGAGGCGGAUGGAUCGGGGACACGGACGAUUCUGCUUGGAGGCAGCAUAUUUGUUCGGAGAGAGGCGUCCUGGAGAGGUGAUGGGAUAUGCAUGA
This is a messenger RNA of Emericellopsis cladophorae, 2274 nucleotides long. Its product is annotated as Choline transporter-like protein-like protein. The coding region runs from base 1 to 2274 and encodes 757 amino acids. Lineage: Eukaryota; Fungi; Ascomycota; Sordariomycetes; Hypocreales; Bionectriaceae. Gene Ontology annotation, cellular component: plasma membrane. The transcript has a single exon. Gene Ontology annotation, molecular function: transmembrane transporter activity. Gene Ontology annotation, biological process: transmembrane transport. The record is from RefSeq and is a predicted model, not a curated record.